AUGGUUUCUGCGGAUAAUCUGAAUCUCGACGUCUUGGAGCUCAUUUUCGCGCAUCUCUCUGGCAAUGACCUUUCCUCGGUAGCCCUCGUUAGCCGAUCGUUUCUUGCUGGUGUGAUACCAAGGCUAUACAACACCCUUUCGUAUCGGUUGAGGCAGGGAAAAGGUUACGCGCUGGGUCAGGUCACAUCACCAUUCGCUGUUCUGAGAACACAUCCAGAGCUUGCCAUACACGUUCGAAAUAUAGGUCAGAUUACGCGCCAUUUAUUGAGUAUGACGCUGAAACCCUCAUCAGAAAUUCGAUAUGCACCGCCCGUCAUGCCCAACCUAUCUUGCCCCCACCCCGAGUUCAUUCGCGAAUGCUCCAACGCCAUCGAUAUUUGUCAUAAUCUCACGAAAUUCAAAUGUACUGGGGCCAACAUACUACCCUGCUUCGUCAAAUCGUUACAAGGAAAACCCCGAUUAGAAGGUCUGAGAGUCAAUGCAAACUUGUCUACAGAUCAAUCCAAGAUCCUCAUCCAACUCCAAAAACUCAAGACCCUCACACUUGAAUAUGCUUCUUGGAACGUCGUCGACGUUCUCCCUGUAUGGAUCACUUCGCUUAAGCAGACUCUGACGAGCCUUACACUUUAUAUGACAAGCGAGUUGAAUGAGAACACCCUGGAAGCAAUUCUGUCCGAACUGCCAGAUCUACGCGCUCUGCACGUCGUUGGAUGCCAGAGAUGUGAUCACGUAGUUGUGCUAAGGCUCGUUUCGUACACCCCCCUUCUCGAAAGCCUCUCAUUGACCACCACGGAAAGCACACGUCCACUUUGUCUCCCCGCGCCACCAUUACACCAUCUUCGCAACCUCGCCUUCGAUACGCGGUACUCCUUGUCGCCUUCUCCCUCUCCGAAUGUCCUCUCCACAAUUUUGACGCACCUCAAGUCGUCCGCGCCUCCACUAACAUCGUUCACCAUCAAACUCCCUGAACGGAAAGUAACGAUCGGACAUCCUUUCAUAACACAGCUCCUUGAGGCGCACAGUCACACAUUGCGUAGAUUGGCUUUCCUUGAUUGUGGUAUUGGGUUAGAUUCAAUAAACGAAAUAUCAAAGCAAUGUGUGCACCUGGAGCGUCUUGACGUAGCCAUCCCCGCGAGGGACAUUCUAUCGUUCACAGCUUCCAUCGCAAGGUCAUACAGCCUUCGCGUGGUUGUCGACGUGGAAAACCAUGUCGAUCAUGGUAUUCGACAGUCAUUGACGCAGGACAACAUCCGUUACAUGAUGGCGAGUGUUCGAAGUCUGAGAAAGGUUGUCAGUAUCACCGACAGGAGGGUAUGGACGGGCCGUCAGAACACAUUCAACAACAUCAUAGAAGUGACUCUGGAGCGGAAGCUCCCUCAUACCUCUGAUUGUGGGGCCUUCAACUGUAGCAACUGGAGAAAAGUGGCAACCAAUCUUCCUGCACUAUGGAUCUCCGGAGAUCUUCCAAUCGUUCAUCUGGCCGCCAACGCCUGCUUUUCGAAUCAGACUCAUUUAGAACCAGUUUCUGGAUCUAUGGCAAUUUGUACGAACACAUCAGGACGGGACCUGAGGCCUGAGUUCCCGUUUGAGUUUGAAAGUGUUAUUGACAUAUCUGAACCAUGGGCGUGCCGCAAACUUUCAGAGUUUUACGGAGCCUACUUCUGCCAGGUUCGGGAUGUGCUUUCGCAACUCACCGUUGACGAUACUUUGUUCCUUGUAUCAUGUGGUCCUGGAUCGGAAAGGGGUCCAUUGCUUAUUGGAAACGAGGACUCGUACUUUGACUUGUGGCCGGGCUCGCGGCCGGGCUCGCUAGCGAUGGCUGUGGAGAGGUGUAAAGCGAAGGUUCAGCUUAUUGUUCCUGCUCGUCGUCCGCGCUGGGUAAAUUCGCACUGGAGGCUGCCCACGGUGGGGACCUUGACACAGCACCAGAGGCAGGGUAUUGUUAAUGGGGUCUUUGACCUGGAUCACGUCUCUAAUUUGGCCAACUUGGACGCGUCACUCCACAACGCGACGGACAAAUAUGCGAUGUUCGCUGUGACCUGCUCGCACGAAUUCUUGGACUUGUACAUCAAACACAUCACAAGUGAGAACGAGAAAUGGGCAGCUCUACAUUCAGAAGGGAAAGUUUACACUCGGGAGCUGAAUCUGUCGGAUCCAUCGUAUCGUGUCCCCAGUUACGAACUCGUUGUUCUCCAACCUUACCAUUUCUUGCCGGACCACUCCUGGCUCCUUUUCUAUAAUCGGGCUCGGAAUGGACUGGUCGAAGGUGUGACGUCCUGUAAAAUAGUCAACAGAGUGCUUCGUCAAACUCCGUUUGAUGACACCUCGCCCACAUUCCCUUCAUUUUCCUCGUUCCCUACCUUACGGGAGAGCCUACAACAGAUGAUAAACCCCUACCUUGUCAUCUUGGCUGCUGAAAUCAAAUUUCGACGAUAUAACGCGGCUGGUGGUCCUGACCUUCCCUCGGUUUACGAUUCUCUGAUGCGGAAAACUAUUGAGGUCGCCGACUUGCUCUAUUUCCAACCUUCGGGGCCCUCAGGCCCUGCUACCAAUCAGUUCAUACGUAUGGACGAGACGUCAUAUAAUGUUCCAGUCAACUGGGGUGCCACGGCGACAGAGAUGGGUGUUCGCACUGGUGCUGAGGGCGAGUCUGGUGGUUCCACUGCCCAACAACAGAGGCGAUCCGCCGCUGGUGGUGGAACAAGACGCACGGACGCUGACUACUGGCGCAAUAUGCUUUCCGCCCGCGAUUUACUCCAGCCUCGAGUCGCGGUCAAUCUAUUGAACAGGUUGCGACGUGGAGGGCAUCUGUUGAAGUUUAAGGGUUUCGAAUUGAUUUCACAUGACUCAUCAGUUGGGAAAUUGGCACCCAUUUUCCCCAGUCUUGCUGCGAUGCUGCAAGACUUGAGUAGUUUCAAGCUCACUCAAGAAAUAGCUGACUUUCUCAAAGCUAAAUUCCAGGCUACCCUCCAUGGAACAGCACAAAAAACACCCUUUCCCCUGCACUGGACACUGGACCUGUUGGAUGACUGCAAUGGGAUAGUUGUUGUUUUGGUUGAGGCUUUCAAACACCCAAUCCGCACAACAUGGGAUGCCACGAGGUAUUGCGAUACCAUCGGCGCCGCCCUGACCGGACAAAAUCGUAAAACAGAAGAGAAAAUCUUGAAUAGGUACCCGCCCAUCUAUUCACCUAUUGUCCAUAAAAGUUCGCCUUUUGUGGUAACGGAUAUGCAUAACAAUGGGCUGGUUUGGUAUUUGCCUGACAUCCUUUCAGGAGCACGCCAGUUGCAGAUCUGGAAGUUCCUCAAAAUUCUUGAAUCAGCUUUGACGAUAGACGACAAGGCUACUACUAACUGGAGGAAUCAUAAAAUGCACUACAGGCCUGCAGAGCAAUGUCAACAACUCAAGCCCGGGACCGUGACUUUAUCGCCAGCAUGGUUCCAGCAAGGGCACGAGUCUUCCGAGUUCAAGCUUGAAGUCAGCGCGCAAAUGAAGCGUGGCGCCGUUGGGGCGCAGUGGAGCCUGGAAAUGCAAGAGUCAUCUGCUUUGAUUGGCGCCAUCCUGAGUAUCAUACAUCCACAACUUUAUGAGCAGGGAAUGGAGGCACUCCGCCGCCUCGAGACAGAAAAUGGGUUUGUGGAUGAUGAGGAAGAAUUGUACACGGCGCUGAAGCAUUGGACUCCCCCUUUCAGCGCCUUGUCAGUGAUUAGCAACCGGUCAACACCAGUACACCGUGACACCAAAGGGCGCAAUGAGUGGAUUGAUGUCCUAGUGCCUUUGGGAGAGAAAGACUCGACUGGAAUCAUGGAUUUCCCGGGUUUAGGCAUAUCCAUCAAGUACAACCCAUCGACAAUAGUUGGGGUUGCUGGCAAAGUGAUCUCACAUGGGGCAGUGUUUGAAGGGGGAGAAAGGGGGUGCAUUUCAUACUACAUGCGCAAUAAAGUUCAUGAGAGUAACUUUGCCGUUGUGGCUAGUGCGCCUGCGCUGCCUGUCACAAGGUCCGCACGCGUGGACCCUCGAAAGUCAACAGUCCUUGCUCCGCACCCAGAAGAGAUAUAUACAUGUCCUAUUGCUCAAGUAAAAAUUGCCACUCAAGAGUCACCCUCAUCAAGAUCCAUCGGCCCAGAUCCAUCUUCAUCUCCCUCACUACCACCUGGCUGCGCCUCUCUGAAGGCAGGCCAACCAUAA
Molecule: messenger RNA, 4188 nt
Organism: Laccaria bicolor S238N-H82
Lineage: Eukaryota; Fungi; Basidiomycota; Agaricomycetes; Agaricales; Hydnangiaceae
Exons: 20
Coding region: 1-4188 (1395 amino acids)
Source: RefSeq, a predicted model, not a curated record